AUGGGACAGAAACUUUCUAAGGAAGCAGUUUUUAUUCAAGACCUAAAAAAUAGUCUUAGGGAAAGAGGUAUAAGAGUUAAAAAGAAAGAUCUUUUAAAAUUUUUUCUGUAUAUUGAUGGGGCAUGUCCCUGGUAUAUAAUUGAUGGUCCUACCAUCCAUCCAAAAAAGUGGCAAAAAGUGGGCCGAGAACUUAAUGAUAAAUUGAUCAGAGAAGGACCUGAUAGUGUCCCAGCCACUGUUUUUUCCUAUUGGGGACUUAUCAGAGAUAUUCUAGAGGCAGAUGAUGAUGAUCCUCAAAAAAGGCGCCUCCUUUCUGUUGCCGAGUUUUGUCUCCGGCCGCUUUCACCACCGGCCCCCAAGGCCCCCUCCAGAGCCUCGUCAGUUGUUAUUGAUAUGCCUUCAGAGGCUGCUUCAGAGGCUACUUCCUCAAAACAUUUGCCUCAACAAAUUUAUCCAUCCCUUAUUGCCCUCAGAGAAGAGCCUCUGGACCCAGGGGAUGCUGCCACCCUGGAGGAAGAGGCUGCCAGAUAUCAUGACCAAGAUUGGUCCUCACCCCCUCCCUAUCCUUUGCCACCAACCCUCACAGGCCCAGCUCUUCUUCCUUCUUUACGAGCACCCCUGUGUAAAGCCAAGGCGGAUCUUACAGCUAAGGUUGGAGAGCUAACAGAAGUCCUCAACCUGCAAAAACAGUGUCUUGAUCUUUCUAAACAGUUUGACAGUCUGCAGAUCUCCCUUAAAAAUACCUUUUUUCCCCAGACCUCAGAGAGUAAAAUAACAAAAAGCCGCCAGAGGCCCCCUAAUAAAUCAGGGCCGAAGGUGUUUCCUGUUCUCACUCGAGCUCGUGCAACAGCACUUGAGCAGAGGCCAGAGCCCUCAGCCCCUGAUACUACUGAGGCCCCUUCCGACCUUGACUAUGAUCCAGACACUGAUAAUCAGCCAUCUAGUGACAGUGAGGGUGAGGGAGCUGACCAAAGAGAUUAUAAAACUCUUCAGCCUGCAUUUAAGUCACUUAAAUUUAAACAUAUUAAAGAUCUUCAUAAUGCCAUUAAAAAUUAUGGUGCAAAUGCUCCCUUUACACUGUCUCUCCUUGAGAGCUUGUCAGGCAAUGGAUAUCUUUUACCAGGAGAGUGGAUUAAAGUGAUAAAAACAGUUGUCGACCGGCCUCAAUUUCUAAUUUGGAAGGCAGAGUUUUUAGAUCGGGCACAAAAUAUUGCCAGCCGCAACCAAAAAAAUCCCUUAGCCCCCACAGCUUCCUGGUCAGCUGAUAAGAUCUGCGGGCAGGGCAAAUAUGCUUCUGAAGAAAAACAGAAGGGCUUGUCACCUGGCAUCUUAGCUCAGACUGCUGAGGCCGCUUUAGGUGCUUGGAGAGUAAUGCCUCCUAAAGGAUCUGCCUUCUCUCCGCUCAGUAAAAUCACACAAGGCCACCAAGAACCCUUUGCAGUUUGUCGCAAGGAUUCAAGAAACUGUAGAGAGAAUGUUCGGGCCUGA
Molecule: messenger RNA, 1488 nt
Organism: Grammomys surdaster
Lineage: Eukaryota; Metazoa; Chordata; Mammalia; Rodentia; Muridae
Product: endogenous retrovirus group K member 24 Gag polyprotein-like
Exons: 1
Coding region: 1-1488 (495 amino acids)
Biological process (GO): viral process
Molecular function (GO): structural molecule activity
Source: RefSeq, a predicted model, not a curated record